This is a messenger RNA of Amphiprion ocellaris (clown anemonefish), 4467 nucleotides long. It is a transcript of the gene ctc1, whose product is annotated as CTS telomere maintenance complex component 1. Gene Ontology annotation, cellular component: CST complex. The coding region runs from base 110 to 3994 and encodes 1294 amino acids. Gene Ontology annotation, molecular function: telomeric repeat DNA binding; single-stranded DNA binding. The transcript is spliced from 25 exons. Lineage: Eukaryota; Metazoa; Chordata; Actinopteri; Pomacentridae. The record is from RefSeq and is a predicted model, not a curated record. Gene Ontology annotation, biological process: telomere maintenance via telomere lengthening; positive regulation of DNA replication.
UAGAACCGGAAGUACGGCAGUUUGAAGCGUUCAGCGGGAGGUCGUGUUUCCACCCGGACCGGGACCAGAACCAGGACCGGGACCCGGAGCAGCGACCCCCCCAGACCUCAUGGACCCCCUGCAGCGGCUCCUGGAGCUCCUGAAGCCGGGCAGCGAGGCGGAGUCCACCUGGAUAAAGGCCCUUUUCACCUUCAUCACAGAACACCUGAGCCCCGUCACCUGUGGCCCCUCCCCUCCCGCUGCUGACGGCUCAGACACAGGUGAGCUCAGUGUGUUCCAGCUCAGUGUCAGUGUGGUGCAGCAGAUCCAGGAGAGGAUGUGCGUCGCUCACUCCUUACCUGUCAGCUACAGGCUGCUGUCCGUCUCUGAGCUGGUCUCCCAGCAGCACCUGGCCUGUGUCAGCAACCUGUCCUGGAGCACCAAUCAGCAGCGAGCGUGGGCCAGGGAGGCGGAGCUAUCUGUGCCUGGACAGCGGGCGCUGCCGAAGGUCAACCUGCUGCUGAUUGGCUGUCUGAGAGAGGGGCGGGGCGGAGAAUGGAGGCUGACGGACAGCAGCGGCAGCGUCAGGUGUGAGUGCCUGUCUCCCUCUCCUCUGUGGCUGAAUCGUCCCGUGUUCCUCCCUCAUUGGAACUACAUCCCCCAGAAUGCCUCGGGGCAGGACGAGGCCGGAGGCUGCGUGGAGCUGAUUGGUCCUCCUGUCCUGCUGUGUCCUGGUCCUGAGCAGGGAUUGGCUGCCAGUGUAGGGGCGGUGCUUAUCAACGCCUUGGGAGUCAGAGAGGCUGCAGGGCUGCUGCUCCACAGGGUCAGAGGGCGGCGGCUGGCGGUGUGGGGGCAGGUGGGUUCAGUCUGCCCUCUGCUGGUGGUGGCAGGAACUACCUUCUUCUGCUUCACUCUGACCGACCAAUCACAGUCCGUACCUGUCCUCGUCAAGGACAGCAGCAGGUUGUGUUGGUCUCAGUGUGUGCAUGUUGGACAAAGCGUGUGUGUGACGGCUCUGCGUGUGUGUGUCCUGCGAGGCUGGAGAGGAAACAACAUCCUGUGUGUGACGGAGCGCUCUGAACUACACACAGACUACACACCAACACACACUGACUACACACCAACACACGCACACACUGACUACACACCAACACACACCGACUACACACCAACACACACACACACUGACUACACACCAACACACACUGACUGCACACCAACACACACUGACUACACACCAACACACACACAAGAACACACACAUACUGACUACACACCAACACACACACAGGAACACACACACACUGACUACACACCAACACACACACAGGAACACACACCUGCUGGAAUGGACACGCCCCUGCUGAUGAUGUCACACAGCGAUGAUGACAGUGAGGAGGCAGAGCCCAGUGUCCAAUCAGGUGUGAGGAUGAAGCAGUCCAGAGUCAUCAGUUACCAGGGCACUGUGACUGAGGUGGUGAGUGAGGGGGCGGGGCUCUACGUGAUUGACGGGAAGGUGGGUCUGUGUGUGGCCUAUCAGCCGACGGUGAGGAGGAAGCUGAGAGCAGGAGACCAGGUGGAGCUGCAUCACGUCCACUUCCUUUUCCGGCCCUGCCCCGACUUCCCUCCCAGCAUGCUUUGCUGCUGCCUCCGUUCCAGCCUGAAGGUCACGACCUUCAGCAGGCUAGGAUGGGCAGGGCCUGUCCUCCGUUGUCCUGGAGAUGGAGCGUUGCCACGGUUACUGCUACAGGGACACAGGGGCGUGUCUGAGUACCUGUGGGCGUGUCACCUGAGCUCGCAGCUCACGCACAGUCUGGUUCCAGGUGUGUUGAAGCAGCAGUGUGUCUGUCUGCUGUCCUGGAGGCUGAUGGAGACUUUAUGGGGACGAGGAGGACAAAGACGGAGAGACAUCUACUCAGAGAUGCUGGACGAGCCUCACACCUGUCCUCUGACACAGUACACUGUGGACUCUGCUGUCCCUCAGUACAUCAGUAUAUCAGAGCUUUGUCAGUCUCUGCAGUUGGACAGUUGGUCUUCAGUGUCUCUGAGGUCUCUGCUGCCCCCUGAUGGACAGAGUCUGUCCUCGUCCGAGAUCGACGCUGCCCUGUCCUGGUCCUGCAGGACUCUGUCCUCUUAUUCAGGAGACAGUCUCAGGCGGCGCCCCCUGCUGCUGGUUGGUGUGUUGGAUUUUCCGUCUCAGAUGUCUGAACUUAAACAGACUCUACAGCUCAGAGAUGCUACAGGAGGUGUGGCCUGUGUCGCCACGGAAACCAGCGAGGACGACAGCGGAGGACAGAGAGCGUCCUACAACACCGCCUGGAUAGGAUGUCUGGUGUGUGUCCGACAGUUCACCAUGGUAACGGAGAGAUUCCUCCAAUCAGAUUUCCCUUCCUACCAACACCUGGACCAGGAGAAGUUCAUCACUGACAGACAGACCAGAGUUUACCUGCAGUUUUCUCUGGACCACCUCCACAUCCUGAGUCCAUCUGUCGCCAUGGUAACUCACCUGAGGCAGAAGGGGGAGGAGUCAGCAGGUGAUGUCACAGCAGAAGAAGAAAAGACUGCAGACGGGAAGAGGAAAAGAGAAGAAACAGGCUCCUCCCUCUCUGCCUCCUCUGUUACCAUGACAACGAGCUCUGUGGCCGGCAGCCCCCGGCCCUGCGUCUCCAUGGUGAUCAGGGUGGAGCAGAAGGAGGGCGUGGCCUGGAGGAACACGGGGGCGGAGACAAAGGAGGAGGCGGGGCUGACACUGUGCUUCUCAGCCAGAGCUGCUGUGAUUGGUCCAGUGGUCAGAUGGGGGCGGGACCCAAAGAAUGAACCAAUGACAGCCAGAGAGGCAGAGAGGGAGGGAGAGGACAAGGUGGUGCUGGUGUUCUCAGGUGCGUCUGCUCGAUGGUUUCCUGUCCUCCAUCCUGGAUGUUUCUACAGACUCAUUGCUGUUCACACUCAGGAUCCCAGUGUUUUGAUUAGCUCUGGAAUCUCUGGACAGAGUGGGGUGGAGCUGCACACUGACUCCACCCUUCAGGUCACGUCUGAUUGGAGGUUCCACACUCUGACACGCCCACAGCUGCUGCACACCUGCAGACAGGUUCUCUCAUCCAUGGUCCUUUCUGUCUCUGAGGUUUUGGACAGCAGGUCAGAGGUGGUGUGUUUCCAGGGUCUAGUGUCUGAGAGGAUCAGUGUAAGAGACAGGACCUCCCAUUAUGGACACACAGGUGAACACUCAGGUGUGCGUCUCACGCUGUGUGACCAAAGUGGGAGGAGUCUCCAUGUGUACCUGGACUUAAGCCACACCCCCUACCCACCUGGACUGUUGCCUGGCAACACCUUGCUGCUGUCUGCUGUGCAGAGGAGGCAGUCCAGGACAGGAAGUGUGUACUGCAGGUUUCUACCUGUCAGCUCAAUAACCGUCAUCUCUCAGGGAGAAACCAGCUUGGCCCCGCCCCCUCCUCCUGCUCCCAUCAUGCAUCUGGGUCCGUGGGCUCUGAGCUCAGAGCAGAGGUGCAUUGUGGGUCAGGUCAAAGGUCACGUGGUGUGUUUCCUGUUCCUGCAACUGCAGUGGAGCUGCUCGCUGUGUGGCAGCGUGUACACACAGUCCUGCUGUUCUCUUCAGUGUCGUUCAACUUCGUCCAUCUUUCAGUCCAAAGCAAAGCUGGUGAUUGACGACGGGACAGGUGAGGCUCACGUCUGGUUCUCAGGUGCGCUGGUUCGUUCUCUGCUGGGAUUGGCUGAUUCUCAGUGGGAGGGGCUUCAGAGAGCACUCAGGGUUAAAGGUCACAUCAGAGUCUACCCCCGGGGGCGGAGUUUGGUGUGUGAUGGUGACUCUGAUGACUCUCUCUUUAACUUCCUGAUGUGUGCGUGCAGCAGUGAUGUCAUCUGUCAGCCGAUUUCCCUCACCUGCAGGAAGCACACCUACCUGAGAACACAAGAGGUGAGGAGGUUCAGUCGAGCAGACAGAGACUUCGUCACCACGUUGCUCCGCCCUCUGCAGCUCACCUGUCAACACCUGCACUGAACCAGUCUUUGUUGUUUUCUGCCUGUUGUCAUGGCAACACCUGAAUCUAAGCCCCGCCCCUCAAUGUUGACCCAUCUGAAGCAAUGUAACCAGUCCUGUUUCUGAUCGGUGUCAUUGAUUAGGUAUUGAUCUGCAGUAAACUGAUAUUCUGAAGGAUCUGAGGAACGUUGUUCUUUGUUCCACACUCUGUUUCCAUUAGCAGGCUAUAGCUAAUGCUGAUACUACAGCUAACAGGCUAAUGCUACGGCUAGCACGCUAAGAGCUCAGCCAGUCUGGUAACCCUAACCCCAAAAAACGUCAUAGUUUAGCCUUUGGGAUGAAAAAACACCAUCAUAUACAUCGUAUAUUGUACAAAUAAGUCAAAGGAAAGAGACAUACAUUGUAGAAUUGUAGUAAUUGUGGGCUGACUGAUUUACUGAUUAUCAGUAUUUUAUUUUUUACUGAUUUACAGUAAUAAAUACAUUUAAAAAUGG